This is a messenger RNA of Parascedosporium putredinis, 489 nucleotides long. The record is from the annotation of a GenBank genome assembly. NCBI's taxonomy places the organism in Eukaryota, Fungi, Ascomycota, Sordariomycetes, Microascales, Microascaceae.
AUGGCUCAGCCCUUUGACUGCCUCUGCGGCCGCCCCUCCUGCCGUGGCCGCAUUGCUGGCGCCCGUGAUAUGACUGCUGAGCAGCUCACGGGUAUCUGGCUCAACUCCCACAUUCGCGAGCUCCUUGAGGAGCGCGAUACCGCCGCCGCCGCCGCCGCCGCCGCCACCACGGCGAGCAACGGCCAGACCAACGGCCACCACGCCAACGGCACCAAGACCAUUGCCCCUGAGAAUGGGGUCGACCAGACCGCGGACGCGCUGAGAGACGCGCUCAAGCACGCCGAGCAGGUCGUCCAGGCCGCCAAGACGGCCCUCGCGACCUACCUCGACUCCCGUACCGGCUCCGCCUACCCGGCCGCCGCCGCCGCGGACGGAAACGGGGCGGUCCAUGAAAACGGCGAGCAGAACGGUAAAGCCGGAAUGCAGAGACGUGGGGUGACGUCACGAGAAAUGAGCGGUGAGAUGGGCGGCGAUACGCUCUUGGAGUAG